Oldenlandia corymbosa var. corymbosa is the source of this 3302-nucleotide messenger RNA. The record is from the annotation of a GenBank genome assembly. NCBI's taxonomy places the organism in Eukaryota, Viridiplantae, Streptophyta, Magnoliopsida, Gentianales, Rubiaceae.
CGCGAGAAACGGUUAGAAAAAUCAACGGCCAUGAAGUCCGCCGCAUCAGCAACCCAUUGGGCAAAAUACAGGGCUAAGAUUGAAUCAGGCUAGCUUCAUGUAAAUUCCCCAAUUUGAUUUUCUAUUUAUUUCUUCUGAAACGUUAUCUACCCAAUUAUCUGCUGUUUCUGGUUCAAAUUUCCCAUGUAAAAAUUUAAAGCUCAUAUUAGUACUUUACUUGCCUCCAAUUUGUUCAAAUUUCAUUCUUCAUUUUACUGCUGAGCCAGUUGUUAAAGUUGUGUUAUUCUAGCUAAGUAAACAUUCUCCGAUUGCCACUUGAAGUUGAAUUGUAUUGAUUUUCUGAAGCUGGAAUUCAAUUUUACGCGAAAUUGUUUCGGGUUUGCUGAUUAUUGUUGAGUGGAAUUUGAUGAUUUCUGUCUUCCUGGAUUACUUCAAAUUGUGGGUGAUAAUAUAUGGUUUGAAGUUGGAGUACUGAAAUGGAGUCAUCUGCUACAUCAGGUUUGAACAAUCGAGCUUCCAUUGAUGUGUUUAAACCGUCGUCAUCGAGUUAUGGCGAUGAAAAGCAGCCUGAGACCAAGAAAGAAGGGUUCAAUGUGGAAGUGCUUAAAAGGGUAGGUGAAGAUUCUGGAAAAGUUGGAGAAACUAAGGAUGAUAAAGAGGUUUCGGAUAGGUGGAUGGCGUUUAAAGCGACGGAACCGGGUUCUUCUCAGAGUACUGAUGCGAAUUCUGGAGCUACAAUUGAGGAAAGGUCUGCAGAAUGGGGAUUUGUGGUCAGGUCAGAUUCAGGAACGAGUUUUCAUAUGAGAGACUCGAAUGAAAUCAGCUCUGCCGGAGCAGGGGAACGAAGGAGGAGUUCAUCGGAAAGAGGCCCUGAUGAGGAAUCUGAAGCUGUUCCAAGAGUUUCCCAGGAGUUAAAGGAUGCUUUGUCCUCAUUGCAACAGACUUUCGUGGUGUCUGAUGCAACUAAACCGGAUUGUCCCAUUAUGUAUGCCAGCAGUGGCUUUUUUGACAUGACUGGAUACUCAUCUAAGGAGGUGAUUGGAAGAAACUGCCGUUUUCUACAGGGACCUGAAACAGAUCAGGAUGAGGUGGAUAAGAUUCGAACUGCUGUGAGAACAGGAAAAAGCUAUUGUGGCAGGCUAUUGAACUACAAAAAGGAUGGCACUCCUUUCUGGAAUUUGCUAACAGUCACUCCUAUCAAAAAUGAUAAAGGAAAAGUUAUAAAAUUUAUCGGGAUGCAGGUUGAGGUCAGUAAGUAUACGGAAGGUGUGAAUGACAAUGCUCUUCGACCAAAUGGGCUUCCCAAGUCACUUAUCCGCUAUGAUGCUCGACAAAAGGAAAAGGCGUUAGGUUCCAUCACUGAGGUCGUGCAGACAGUGAAACAUCCACGUGCGCAUGCAAGGUCUGUGAGUCAUGAUGUUAAUCUCAAGAGUCAAAGUGAGAAGCUUAAGCUUGAAUUCAUGCUUCCUGAACCUGCUGGAAUCGAUAGCAAUAGCACACCUGGUAGGCAAACACCUCACUGGGACGUGGACAAAAAGUCCAGGAAGUCGGCGCGAAUUUCCUUAAUGGGGUUCAAGAAGAGGUCUGCAAGCACUGUAGAGAGGCCAGAACCAAUGGUUGAACCAGAAGUUUUGAUGACUAGGGACAUAGAACGAACAGAUAGUUGGGAAAGAGCUGAAAGAGAAAGGGACAUACGCCAGGGGAUCGACCUAGCAACUACAUUAGAAAGAAUAGAAAAGAAUUUUGUCAUUACUGAUCCAAGACUUCCUGAUAACCCGAUUAUUUACGCAUCUGAUAGCUUUUUAGAGUUGACAGAGUACUCGAGAGAGGAAAUUUUAGGAAGAAACUGCAGAUUCCUUCAGGGGCCAGAGACAGACCAAGCAACUGUUUCAAGGAUACGAGAUGCAAUCAGAGAUCAAACAGAAAUUACUGUUCAGUUGAUUAACUACACCAAGAGUGGUAAGAAAUUUUGGAAUCUAUUUCAUUUGCAACCCAUGCGGGAUCAAAAGGGAGAGCUUCAGUACUUCAUUGGUGUGCAACUUGAUGGAAGUGAUCAUGUUGAACCUUUGAGAAACAGACUUUCAGAGACAACUGAACAAAAAAGUGCUAAAAUAGUCAAAGCUACUGCAGAAAAUGUCGAUGAAGCUGUUCGAGAGCUACCAGAUGCCAACUUGAGACCAGAAGACUUGUGGGCAGUUCACUCUCAACCUGUUUUUCCGAGGCCUCACAAACGCUACAGCACUUCUUGGGCAGCCAUUCAGAAGAUUACAGCAAAUGGCGAAACAAUUGGACUUCAUCAUCUGAAACCGAUACGGCCUUUGGGGUGUGGAGACACUGGCAGUGUUCAUCUGGUGGAAUUGAGAGGAACGAACAAACUAUAUGCUAUGAAGGCAAUGGAUAAAGCAUUAAUGAUGAGCCGCAACAAGGUUCAUAGAGCAUGCAUGGAAAGGGAAAUCAUUGCUCUGCUCGACCAUCCUUUCCUUCCAACGCUCUAUGCCUCUUUUCAGACACCUACACAUGUUUGCUUGAUAACGGAUUUCUGCCCUGGUGGAGAAUUGUUUGCCUUGCUUGACAAACAGCCAAUGAAAAUAUUCAAAGAGGAGUCUGCUAGGUUCUAUGCAGCAGAGGUUGUAAUUGGCUUGGAAUAUCUCCACUGUUUAGGAAUCAUCUACCGAGACCUAAAACCAGAAAAUUUGCUACUCCAAGAGGAUGGGCAUGUCGUGUUAACAGAUUUUGAUCUAUCCUUUAAGACGACCUGUAAACCACAAGUCAUAAAGCAUCAACGACCUAAAAGACGAUCUAGGAGCGAACCGCCACCAACAUUCGUUGCGGAACCAGUUACACAAUCAAACUCUUUCGUGGGGACUGAAGAAUACAUUGCUCCGGAAAUCAUUACUGGAGAAGGCCACAGUAGUGCAAUUGAUUGGUGGGCUCUUGGUAUUUUGCUCUAUGAGAUGCUCUAUGGUCGUACACCUUUCAGGGGAAAGAAUAGACAGAAAACAUUUGCCAACAUUUUGCACAAAGACCUUACUUUUCCCAGCAGCAUCCCGGUAAGCCUUGCUGCGCGGCAGUUAAUAAACGCAUUGUUACAGAGAGAUCCUGGCAGCCGCUUGGGGUCAAAUGGUGGAGCAAAUCAGAUAAAAGACCACCCUUUCUUCCGCGGAAUAAAUUGGCCCCUCAUUCGAAACAUGAGUCCACCACCUUUAGAGGCUCCUCUUAAGCUAAUUGGGAAGGAUUCGAAUGCAAAAGAUGUCGACUGGAAUGAUGACGGAGUGCUUACCCAAUCCUUGGACCUAUUCUAG